Molecule: messenger RNA, 885 nt
Organism: Phaeoacremonium minimum UCRPA7
Lineage: Eukaryota; Fungi; Ascomycota; Sordariomycetes; Togniniales; Togniniaceae
Product: putative class ii aldolase family protein
Exons: 2
Coding region: 1-885 (294 amino acids)
Cellular component (GO): cytoskeleton
Molecular function (GO): actin filament binding
Source: RefSeq, a predicted model, not a curated record
AUGGCACCAUCCGCGACCACCACCGAGACCGUGGUUCGGGACCCGGCCACGGACCCGGUCUCACUGAAGCUCGACUCCGGCCCGGUAGAAGACGAUGCCCAGGACCCUUUCGCAACGGGCGGUGUCCCUUAUGAAGGCAUGCCAAAGUUCGACGACCUAUACAAGAAGCGUCAAUGGCAGCUUGAGCACAUGGCCGGCGCCUUCCGAGUGUUCGCCCGGAAGGGGUUCACGGAGGGUGCUGCGGGCCACAUCAGUGUCCGAGACCCUGUCGACCCAGAUACCUUCUGGAUCAACCCUUAUGCCAAGCAUUUCGGGAUGCUCAAGGCGAGCGACAUGGUCCAUGUCGAUGAGCACGGACAGGUCAUCGGAGGCGCACGAUCGCCAGUCAACACUGCCGGCUUCAUGAUUCAUAGCGCCAUCCACAAAGCACAUCCGCGAGUAAAUGCAGCUUGUCACACACAUUCAAAGUUCGGCAAGGCUUGGUCAUCUUUCGGAAAGCCGCUAGAGAUUCUGUCGCAGGACGCCUGCAACUUCUAUCAGAACCAGGCGGUAUACUCAAGGUUUGGCGGUGUGGUGAUGGAGAAGGAGGAAGGCGAGCGCAUCGCCGAGGCUAUGGGCGACGCGCGAUGCGUAAUUCUACAGAACCACGGUCUGCUGACGACGGGAUCGACUGUUGACGAGGCGGCGUACCUCUUCACGCUGGCUGAGCGGACUUGCGAGGUGCAGAUGCGCAUUGAUGCUACUGGCCGUGACAAGAUCAUUGUGGACGAUGAGGAGGCUGCGUAUACCGCCAAGUUCAAUGCCAACCCGACGACGUUGUAUACGGACUUUCAGCCUGACUAUGAGUAUGAGGUCUGGAUGUCGAAUGGGGAGGUGUGUAAAUAA